GCUCAGCUCUUCUCUGCAGCAGGACCUUAUCUGUUCCUCGGUCCAGUGCUGUCCACAGUCUCUGGUCAUCUCCUGUACUGUCUGCAGUCUCUUGAUCAUCCCCUGAACUGUCUGCAGUCUCUUGGUCAUCCCCUGAACUGUCUGCAGUCUCUGGUCAUCCCCUGUACUGUGUCCGCAGUCUCUGGUCAUCCCCUGUACUGUGUCCGCAGUCUCUGGUCAUCUCCUGUACUGUGUCCGCAGUCUCUGGUCAUCUCCUGUACUGUGUCCGCAGUCUCUGAUCAUCUCCUGUACUGUGUCUGCAGUCUCCUGUACUGUGUGCGCAGUGUCUGGUCA
This is a messenger RNA of Staurois parvus, 333 nucleotides long. Lineage: Eukaryota; Metazoa; Chordata; Amphibia; Anura; Ranidae. The record is from the annotation of a GenBank genome assembly.